This is a messenger RNA of Bombina bombina (fire-bellied toad), 3829 nucleotides long. It is a transcript of the gene KRAS, whose product is annotated as KRAS proto-oncogene, GTPase. The record is from RefSeq and is a predicted model, not a curated record. Lineage: Eukaryota; Metazoa; Chordata; Amphibia; Anura; Bombinatoridae. Gene Ontology annotation, molecular function: GTPase activity; GTP binding; GDP binding. Gene Ontology annotation, cellular component: plasma membrane. The coding region runs from base 37 to 603 and encodes 188 amino acids. The transcript is spliced from 4 exons. Gene Ontology annotation, biological process: Ras protein signal transduction.
AAAAACUUUUUUUUCCCUUCUCCCAGAAAGAUCAAAAUGACAGAGUACAAGCUUGUGGUGGUUGGAGCUGGAGGCGUUGGCAAGAGUGCCUUAACAAUACAGCUAAUUCAGAACCAUUUCGUUGAUGAGUACGAUCCCACUAUAGAGGACUCUUACAGAAAGCAAGUUGUGAUUGAUGGAGAGACUUGCCUCCUGGACAUCCUUGACACUGCAGGUCAAGAGGAAUAUAGUGCCAUGAGAGAUCAGUACAUGAGAACAGGAGAGGGCUUUCUGUGUGUAUUUGCCAUCAAUAAUACAAAGUCAUUUGAAGACAUCCACCAUUACAGAGAACAAAUAAAACGAGUUAAGGACUCUGAGGAUGUACCGAUGGUGUUGGUAGGGAACAAAUGUGACCUGCCUUCACGGACGGUGGAUACAAAACAAGCUCAAGACUUGGCAAGAAGCUAUGGGAUUCCAUUUAUUGAAACCUCUGCAAAGACAAGACAGGGUGUUGAUGAUGCGUUCUACACUUUAGUACGGGAAAUCCGAAAACAUAAAGAGAAGAUGAGCAAAGAUGGCAAAAAGAAGAAAAAGAAAUCCAAGACCAAGUGUAUAAUAUUGUGAAUAGCCUUUCUCCUGUCUAGGCACGCAUGUGAUCCUCUUGUAAAUUACACUAAAUUAUUAGCAAUUUGUUUUAGCUUUACAUUAUGGGAACUAUUGGCGUUUGCUCUAAAUGUUUCCUAUUUUUCAGUGGAAACCAUUUCUUCUCCCCGUGCCAGUAUUCCUUCAUGUUUCUGAAUGAGCCUAUGAGGCGCUAACUCCACAGCUAAUUAUGUCUGCAUGUAGCGUACUUUUAUGCCAAAAUGUUUGUGCAGAACAUGGGUCUGUGCUUUAUUUUUAUGGGGGGUUGUCAAAAGCAGUGUUUUUGCCAGGUUGCAUCAACUUGUCAACACUUUGCUCAUGGUUUAAAGAGUAAAACUGCAACACAUUUAGGCAAACUUGCAAAAAGGGGUUAAAGGAACUGUAUGCUGAAAGCCUGGUUAAGGGGCACUUUACAUCAAAAAUUGGAUCCCUAUAAAAUGUUUAUGCACAACAAUAAAAUAUUCAGUUUGUUUAAUUUUAUAAACCACUUUUCCUUUUGAAAAUUGUGGAAAGUUCUGUAUUCUAGAAAGGCUGGUGUGAAUUUUGUAGGAUUCAGACCUUACAACAUGCUAUUCAAUUUAUUUUUCUCUCCACUGCAAAGGCGAGAAGAGCUGUAAUCAAGGCUUUUCAAGGGGUAUAUCCCUGGACUGUAAAAUAAUGCACACGUUGCUGACACAACUUACUUUUAACAGCUUUAAGUAAAUUUACUUUGUGUGCAAUGCCUAAUUUAAUAUAUUUCUUUAUGGACUAUAUAUUAGCAAUGUCCCUUUAACAUCCUAAGCUACAGGGUCUAGAAUAAAUGGCAGACCCCUCCCCCCCCAUAUAUUUAAAUGACUGGACUGACUUUGCAAUGUGAUAAACACUAUACGUCCUAAUGGGGCACAGUUCUGUCUAGAACAUGUGUGUACAUGGUUGUUCCAAUACAGGCUCUUUAAUAAUAGCACUGGGAGGGUAGUAUGCUCGGUAUUGACGCUCCCAUGUCUAAUCGUGGGAAAUCUGUCUCUAGAAAUGAAAUAAACACAUAACUGCAUUUCAGUAGGGUACAGUCUAAUAGCGUCUACUGUAUCCAGCAAAGUGUUUUUAGUAAAACCCAUAAAGUACUGAUUACUAGAAGCAUUUUUUACAAGAACAUUUUAGAGGAUAAAGUUUUUAAUUAAAAAUGAAAUGCACUAAUGAGGUUUCCAAUUUUCUAUUAAAGCUUGUGUUUUUUUUUUUUAAUUUUUAUUUUUUUUAAAUACCCAUUUUAAGGAACUAAAGUGUUUUAUUUUUAAACUGAAUGUUCAAUUGAAACUUAAGAGACAGAUUCCAGGAUUUGAUCACCCCCUGGUGCUACAGAAUUCAUUAAUGCAGCUAAAAAUAAUGCUGAUUUGAACCUUUUUUCAUCCUUUGCAUACAAAGUUUUAUUUUAGUUAGAUUCCAGAACCUUUAGAUCAUUACCACUGAAGGCAGCACAGCCUUCAUUUGAUUUCUUCGUUAUGAAAUUGUAAAUUGUAUGUGGGUUUUUAAAGGGGGAAGAAUAAAAAAAAAAGCUAUUGGGAUCUACAGUGUAAACAUUUGUGAAACGGGUAAAGUAUUAAGGUUUUUUUUUAUAAAAUUAAAUCCGUGAAAAACCAUCCUACAAUGUGACAGUGGUGCUAGUUCACUUUGUUUUGAAAGUUGUCUUGGGAGGGGGAUGAACAAAUUGGAAAGAAGAUCCUUUUAAGUGUCCGUAUGUUUGUGCGAACUUUGUAAAAAGCUGCAAUGUAAAUAUUACAUUUAUGUAAAAGAUCCUUUUUUUUUUUUUUUGUAAUGUAUAUUCAAAAUGAGCAGAAUAUUUAACCACUUUCUUUCCUUGUAAAAAAUAAAUUUAUAUAUAAAUAAAAUGACAUGGGUUACUAGAGGUGAGACUUGUAAACUCAGAUAUUUUUUUGGCCCCUUAGUUGUAUUGGCACAAAUGUAAACCACUCCCUAAUUUAAACAUAACUCAACAAAUACUGAAUAGACAACCAAAAAGUCCUACUAGGUGUAAAUAGUGCAAACAAAUCUAUUCUAUGCAACUCUUAAUAUGAACUAUUUCAGUAUAAUGGUUCCUUCCCUUAGUUUGACAUUAUGUUACUUUAUUAAACAAAUCGGCCAUAACGUGUGUCUGUAUAUUCUCUUUCAAGUUUUUUUUUUUUAAUUAAAAAAAAAACUAUUUUUACUUUCACCUAUUAAAAUGCAGCACCAAACUCCAGAACAAUCUGAAUUAAAAUGGUACAGAUGUGUCAUUCUAACUGAUGAGAUCUAUUUACAUGUUGGGAAAGUGUGACUUGUGGGAACCUGAACCCAGUUUUUAAUAAAGAUUUGCACACUGUUCUUUAGAAUCCUAUUGGGUUCCUCUCUCAGUGUUGUAAAGUGUUUCUAGAACAACUUCAUUUAACUUGUGUUUUAGGUCUAUAAGGAUGUUGUAUUUGCCACCUGACAUCUAGUCACCAAACAGUCUGAGCCUUUCAAAUGGUGUAUAGGUCUGUCACUAAACCUAUUGCAUCUGCCUACUUGUCAUGGUAGUGCCCUACUGUACACUAGCUUGCAUAUCCCCGCAGGAUCAAGGCUUCCAGCAACUUUGUCCUGCUAAUCUAGAAGUAUAUUUGAAAAUGAUAAUAUGCAGUUGGUUUUUUUUUAAUGAGAUGAUUUUAUAUGUUGGGCUGGGCAUGUGGUUUUGUAAUGUGACCAUGAUCAGAUGUAGCACACUAAUUUACUAAAGCACCUUGGAAACUGGCGAUAUGCUUGUGCAUAAAUGUGUGAGGCCCAGGUCUUUACGCAGAACCUUCUAUAAGCUGCACAGUUUACUAUAGUGUAUCAUCCAUUAUCUUGAAUUUCAGUUUCUUCAUCAUCAGAGCCAAUGUCUUUCCGUCUGCAUUAGCAGAGGAACCUCCUGUGUCCAGCCCCCCUCAAGCAUGAAGGGUCGUGAUGCAACGUUUACCUGGAAUGUAUUUUAACUAGUUUUGUAUAAACCAUGCACAUUUUGUACAUUUGUGCGUUUGAGGUGUGUGUGUGUGUAUUCAGUUUAUUGGUUUGUUUUUUACUAAAAUUUCUGAAUUGCUGGUCAAGAAAUAACUACAAAUUAAAUGGCCACUAUUCUAAUUACAUUUUUUUUCAUAUUUUAUAGGAGUAUGUUCUGUAUGAUUGUCACUUUAUUUUUUGUCCAAUUGUAAUUCUCCUAUUUAUUGUAAUAAACAAGUUAUUGUGA